This is a messenger RNA of Impatiens glandulifera, 998 nucleotides long. RefSeq names its product glycine-rich RNA-binding protein 3, mitochondrial-like. Bases 144 to 788 code for a protein of 214 amino acids. The record is from RefSeq and is a predicted model, not a curated record. The transcript is spliced from 5 exons. Lineage: Eukaryota; Viridiplantae; Streptophyta; Magnoliopsida; Ericales; Balsaminaceae. Gene Ontology annotation, molecular function: RNA binding.
AUUUGCAGACAAGAAUUGCCUUAAACCCUGAAUAUCUCAUCUCAUAAAAGCCCCUCUGUUCUAGGGUUUAAGUCAUUUGUGUGAGAGUAGAAGAAAGACUGUUACUUACGCCGUAUAUCCAUCGUCGUCGAAAAAGGUCUAUAAUGGCUUUCUUAAGCAAGGCUGGGAGUAUAUUGAGGCAGUCCCUCAGUAAGAAUAUCAAUGUUCAAAAAACUUCUGCAUGCAACCAUCCACAUCUCUUCCAAAUGAUAAGAUGCAUGUCAUCUUCCAAAGUGUUUAUUGGAGGUCUGGCCUAUGCUACUGAUGAUACAAGCUUAAGGGAGGCUUUCAGCAGAUAUGGAGAAGUUGCUGAGGCAAGAGUGAUUACUGAUCGUGAAUCUGGUAGAUCUAGAGGCUUUGGCUUUGUCACUUAUACCUCUCAAGAGGAAGCUUCUGCUGCUAUCCAGGCCUUGGAUGGGCAGGAACUUCAUGGACGAAUGGUGAAGGUCAAUUUUGCAAAUGAUCGACCCAGCUAUGGAGGUGGUGGGUUUGGUGGUGGUGGUGGUGGUGGUGGGUACGGAGGCGGAGGCUAUGGAGGACAAGGCGGUGGUGGCUAUGGGGGAGGACAAGGUGGUGGUGGCUAUGGAGGAGGACAAGGUGGUGGUGGCUAUGGAGGAGGACAAGGCGGAUAUGGCGGUGGCGGAUAUGGUGGUGGAGAUUCUGGUAGAUUUUCGAAUGAAAGUGGAGUUUCGAAUGGUGGUGAUUCUGGUAAUGUUGCUUAUGAUAACAUGUUUGACAAAGCCCAAUGAAUAGGGCAUUAGCCUGAAGUGGAGAGUAGUCCAAUUAGACUUUUUUUUUGCUAAAACUUUCACUCUAAAGUCUAAAGUACUACUUUUUGACCUAGUUAGUAUUGAUGAGAAGAAAGCUUGGAUCAUGGUUUUUUCUUUUCAUCAGAGCUUUUAAAUCUAUUAAUUGAAUCAAGGAAUAUUAUCAAUGCCUAUUUAUUUUUUUAUGUUUCA